Messenger RNA from Lodderomyces jiufengensis, 4062 nucleotides. Its product is annotated as putative helicase. NCBI's taxonomy places the organism in Eukaryota, Fungi, Ascomycota, Pichiomycetes, Serinales, Debaryomycetaceae. Gene Ontology annotation, cellular component: intracellular anatomical structure. The coding region runs from base 1 to 4062 and encodes 1353 amino acids. The record is from RefSeq and is a predicted model, not a curated record. Gene Ontology annotation, molecular function: ATP binding; RNA binding; protein binding. The transcript has a single exon.
AUGGCUAAGAAGACCAAGUCAAAGGUCGAAGAAAAAUCUACACCUAUAAAUUCAACUAAUACAAAAAAGAAGAUUGACAAAAAUGCAUCAACGUCAACAAGUGAUGACUUAAAAAAACCAUCUCGAGGAUUAAAUAUUGGUGAAAAUUUUGGUUGGACAGGUAAAUUACCAGUCACCUUAUUAAAUGAACAUUGUCAGAAACAGAAAUGGAAUAAAGUACAAUAUGAUAUGAUUAAAAGAGCCAAAGGUUUUAUUGGAAUUGUAACAUUAUCAUGGGAAAAUCCAAAGACAAAAGAAUUAUUAUCAAUAAAAUUUCAACCAAAUUAUUUACCAAAAGAAACAACAAAUGAAGCAAGACAUAUGGUUGCAACUUAUGUAUUAUAUCGUAUUAAUUUUAUAAAAAAUAUGAAAAUGUUAUUACCAAUUCUUUUUAGAGAUUAUUGGAAUGAAUUAGAAAUUGAAAGAUUAAAAAUUUUAAAAGAAGAUAAAUUAAAACAUGAUAAAAUUUAUAAUAUAAAUCCAUUUACUGUAUUAUUAGAAGAACAAGAACUUAAAUUGAAAAAAUCAAAGGAAACAGAGGUUAAAAAUAAUCAAGAUUUGAAAAUUCAAAAACCUACAAUAAGUAUAGGACAACAAAAACUUGUAAAUAAUAAUUCCUAUACUAAACCUAUCAGGAGUGCAUUUCCUCCAAAAGCUUGGGAAAAUGCCACAUUAUUUGAUAUACCUUCAGAAAUUAGGUUAGAUAUUGAAAAUUCAGUUAAAACUUAUCUUGAAUGGGAUUUUACGAAAAAAAAGGAACUUCAAAAUUUAAAUCAAGAUAUCAUCAUCAAAUUAACUAAUUUGGGGUUUAGAGAAAGUCAUGUAAAAGAAUCACUUCAAUAUACUUCAUCAAAUUUUAUUGAUGCGUUAGAAUGGCUUAUAUUUCAUAUUCCAGAAGAUGAUUUACCUCCCCUUUUUUCAAAAUCUUCUAAAGAUUCAGAUGUUACGUUUACAAUAUCUCAAAAUUUAAAGACUGAAUUAGCUUUGAAACGAUUAAAAAAUUCAGGUUUUGAUGAUGAUAAAAUUUUAGAGAUAUAUAAAGAAAACAAUGAAGAUGAAUUUCAAUCUAGUAUCAAACUUACUCAGUUACUUUCCAAUAAAUCAAAUUUAAAUGAAGUUGUUUCUGAUAGUCAAGAAUUAUGGGAUCAAGAAAUUGAAGCACUUCAACUGACCCAUGAUAUCAAGACUCAUGACAACAACUCAGUCAUAAUACCAUUAAACCCAGAAGGUCUUGAUGAAGGUGUAAUCAAUGUGAAAAUUUUUAAAAGUUCUAAUUUUCCAAAUGAAAUACCUGGAAUUCAAUUGGUGGUAUCUGAAAAAUAUAAAUUAGCAAGUUAUGUUAAAUUAUCAAUCUUAAGAUAUUUAAUUAAUGAAUUAUAUUUAGGUGAAUGUAUGAUUUUUUCAAUUAUUGAAUGGUUAGAAAUUAAUAUGACGAAUAUUAUCAAAGAUCCUGGUCCAUUAAUGGUUUAUGAUAAAACCAGCAAAGUGAUAAAUGAUAAUGAUACUUCUACAGAUAAUUCCACUGAAAAAGUGAAGAGGAUUAGAAAUAGAGCUUUACAGAAUGUUGAUGCUAUUGAAUCGUCAUACAAAAAAAGGGAAGUGCAAUUAAAAGUACUGGAAGUAGAGAGACAAAAACUACCAGCGUGGAAUAAAAAAGAUCAAUUGAUAAAGUUGAUAAACGAUAAUCAAAUUACUUUAAUUACAGGUGAAACAGGUUCUGGUAAAUCUACCCAAAUAGUCCAAUUCAUAUUAGAUGAUUUAAAUUCUAAAGGUGAUUUUUCAACUACAAUUCUUUGUACUCAACCAAGGCGUAUAUCAGCUAUCGGUUUAGCCAGCCGUGUAUCUGAAGAGAGAGCUGAUUCAAUUGGUGAAGAAACUGGAUAUAUUAUCAGAGGCGAAUCAAAAAGCAAUUCAAGUACAAGAAUUACAUUUUUAACUACUGGUAUAUUAUUAAGAAUGUUUCAAAAUAUUUCAAAUAACAACGAUGAUGAUUCUUCGUUUUUUAAAAACCUUGGUUAUUUGUUCAUAGAUGAAGUUCAUGAAAGAUCAGUUGAUGGAGAUUUUUUAUUGAUCAUGUUGAGAAAUUUAUUAAAAAAAUUCAAGAACUUGAAAGUAAUUUUAAUGUCUGCUACAAUUAAAUUAGAUAAGUUUAAUGAUUUUUUUGGUAAAACUUUAGAUCAUGAACAUAUUGAAGGUAGAACUUUCUCAAUUAAAGAUAUUUAUCUAGGUGAUAUACUACAAGAGACAGACUACACUAUGGAAGUUGGUGGUGAAAUGAUAAGGCCUAGAGCUGAUUCAGCAUUUUUUGCUAAAGGUAACAUAAAUUAUAAUUUGAUAGCCAAAUUGGUAUCUCACAUCAACGAACAAUUAAAGGUUGAAAAAAACAAUGGAUCAAUUUUGAUUUUCUUACCUGGUGUUCCAGAAAUUAACAAGGCUAUUAAAGAAAUUAAUCAAAAUUUGACAAACGCUUGGACACUACCAUUACAUUCAUCCUUAUCCUCUCAAGAUCAAAAGAAAGUGUUUAAAUCACCUCCAUCAGGGUUAAGGAAAAUUGUAGUUUCAACAAAUAUUGCAGAAACUUCAAUUACAAUACCAGAUUGUGUAGUUGUCAUAGAUUCAGGUAGGUCAAAGUCAAUGUUUUUUGAUAAUUCUUUAAAUUCCACAAAAUUGAUUGAAGAAUGGUGUUCACAAGCUGAAAUUAAACAAAGAAGAGGUAGAUCAGGUCGUGUAACUAAUGGUACAUGUUAUCAUUUAUAUACAAAGGAGACUGAAAAUGCAAUGUUAGUUGAACCAAUACCUGAAAUUAAAAGAGUACGUUUAGAAAAUUUAUACUUGGUUGUAAAAUCAAUGGGAAUCAAUGACGUUGAGAAGUUUAUUACAAGUGGAUUAGACUCGCCUGAUUCAAAAUCUUUGGCUUCUGCUAAGAAUCAUUUAGAAGAUAUAGGUGCAUUAGACGGGGAAACAUUAACAAACUUAGGUAAAUAUCUUUCAUAUUUACCAACUGAUACUCACACCGGCAAAUUAUUAAUUUUGGGAUGUAUAUUUAAAUGUUUAGAUUUUGCAGCAACUUUGGCAGCAAUAAAUUCUAUUGGAAGUAUAUUUCAACAUAACAUGGAGAAUAGAGACAAAAUCAAAACCAUUUUAAUUCAAAAUUCCGAUAAUCAAGGUGAUUUAAUUGCAAUGGCAAAUAUAUAUGAAGCAUAUAUUGACAAUCCAAGUAAAAAAUUCAUGAAUGAUAAUUGUUUAUCGUACAAUGCAAUAAAAGAUAUUAAAACCACCAAAGCUCAGUAUCAUCAGUUAUUGUUAGAAAUGGGAUUUUUUGAGGACACCAAAGUUAAACUUGAAACAAGAACAAAAUAUAAUUUGAUUAGAGCUAUCAUUGCUGGUGCGUUUUAUCCUAAUAUUUCAAGAGUCCAAUUACCUGCUAAAAAGUAUAUUAAAUCGACGGUUGGCUCAUUAGAAGUUGAUCCUGAUGCAAAACUUAUCAAAUAUUGGGUUAAAAGAGAUCCAAAAAAUGAAGAAAAUGAACUUCCAGCGUCAAGAGUAUUUAUUCAUCCAUCAUCAGUAUUCUUUGAUACAAGCAAUAAAACUUUUGAAUUUGAUGAAUCAACUAUAAUUGAUCAAGACGGUAAUGUGGUUUUUGAUAAAGCUAGAUCUUUGACUACUACUGCAAACAAAACUAUGGAUAGCCCUUCAAAAUUUCCAUUUAUUACAUACAGAUCAUCACAUCUUUCAUAUAAAUUAUAUAUUAGAAAUAUCACACCUUUAAGUACAUUAUCCACUUUAUUAUUUGGUGGGAAAUUUGAAUAUGAUUUAAGUUCAACCAAUGGUGUACCAUCAAAAGGUAUUAUUUUAGAUAAUUGGUUACCAAUAAGAACUUGGUGUAAAAAUGGUGUGCUAGUCAAACAAUUGAGAAAAUUAUUGGAUAAGUUAAUUGAUGACAAGCUAUCCAGAAUAAACUCAAAACCUAAUGAAUUUGAUGAUCAUAUUAUAAGUAUUAUAGAAAAAGUGUUAUCAUUAUAA